This is a messenger RNA of Penicillium griseofulvum, 2442 nucleotides long. RefSeq lists its product as uncharacterized. The coding region runs from base 1 to 2442 and encodes 813 amino acids. The record is from RefSeq and is a predicted model, not a curated record. NCBI's taxonomy places the organism in Eukaryota, Fungi, Ascomycota, Eurotiomycetes, Eurotiales, Aspergillaceae. Gene Ontology annotation, molecular function: RNA polymerase II transcription regulatory region sequence-specific DNA binding. Gene Ontology annotation, biological process: regulation of mRNA 3'-end processing; transcription antitermination; transcription elongation by RNA polymerase II. Gene Ontology annotation, cellular component: nucleus. The transcript has 3 exons.
AUGGCCGACGAACCCCGACGCUCCGGCCGAGCCACCAAAGGCCAACACAAGAACCUCGAGCUCCCAGAUGAUCCUGCGAAAAAAGGAAAGAGCAAAAGCCCAAAGGAAAAGAGCGCGAAGUUGUCUGCCGAACCCACACCCGGUCCCAGUGAAGGCGAGGGAGGCGAAGAAGAGAUAAUCCGAUGCAUCUGCGGUGAAUACGAAGAGGAGGAGGACGUGGAGCGCGACAUGAUCUGCUGUGAUCAAUGCUCUGCGUGGCAACACAACGACUGUAUGGGCCUCACAUUUACGAAAGGCCAAGAACCAGAUCAAUACUAUUGCGAACAAUGUCGCCCGGAAAAUCACACAAAGCUCUUGGCAAAGAUCAACGCAGGCGAGAAACCCUGGGAAGAGCUUGCUGAGAAGCGUCGCCAGGAGGCCGAGGAGAAGAAGUCCAAGCGGAAAAAGGGUAAGAAGGGGGGCCGCAAAGGAAGACCAAGUGAGAGCCGGACCGAUGCUAGCACACCAGCUCGUACUGCGCCAUCCACUACACCCGGUCCUGGCGGUUCCCCUACACCCGCCGUGUCCGUUUCAGUCGAACCGGAGAAGAAUGGCCAUGUUGAUUCUCGGCGGUCCAGCACCCACAAGCGCAAACUUGAAGAGACAGUGGAGGCAGAAAAUGGACCACAGGUCAAGCAACAACGGGUAUCCCCACAGGCUACCCCAGCAGCUGUUACGGAGGCAACUGGACCCAAAAUCAAGGCAGAUCCUACCCCCGAGACACCUGCCACUGGUGCCUUGGAUGAGCUGAUUCCUGCCCGCAAGACUGUGGCCACACAUCUCAUCAAGUUGUUCGUAGACCAGGUUUCUGCAGCCCUAAAAGCAGGCUCCUUUACUUUGCGUGAGAACCAGUCAGCGGAGGACAUGGCACAGCAACUUGCUCUAUCCAUUGAGGAUGCCAUGUAUGAGAUUAUCUGCGGACGGUCAGGCGAGCCUAAUGAAUCAUAUAAGGCGCAAUUACGGUCGAUCAUGUUCAAUGUAAAGAAGAAUGCUUCUCUGCGAGAUCGUCUGCUCAUAGGUAGUCUGCCCCCUAAGUCGCUGGCGCAGAUGACAUCUGCGGAGAUGGCCAGCAAAGAACUGCAGCAGAAAGACGCGGAGAUCAAGCGAGAAGCAGACAGGCACCACACCAUUGUCCAGGAACAAGGUCCUCGCAUCCGACGCACUCAUAAAGGAGAGGAGUUGAUUGAAGAUGAACACCAUGGCGCGAACGAGUCUGUCUUCUCCCGUGGACCUCGCCGCGUGGUGGGCGAUGACGGCAGUCCAAUGCACAAAAGCCCGACCAGCCCGAUGGGACAGCAGCAAUCAAAGACAGAGACAGAUGGAUAUGUUCGGGGUCUAUCACCUGAGGGUGCACACCAUGACCACGUCUUCCCCGAAGUGGCUCCCACCAUCUAUGAGCCACUGCCUAGUGGUAGGGUCCAAGCAGAUGCUGAGAUUGAUCAGUUAUUGCGCGACGAGGAACCCUAUUCACCUCCCUAUUCGCCCAAAGACUUCGACGACGACGGCACCAUCUGGCGUGGCAAUGUAACAAUGCCCCCAAUUGGAGAAUUCUCUUCGUCCGCGAAACAUGUGGGAGGUGCCGACUUGAGUGGCCGAAUCCCAUGGAGCCAACUGGCACCUUCCACGUUGGUUGUUGAUGGUCGUAUCGACAUCCGACGGGCAACUGAUUAUCUCUGCGGCCUUCAGUUCAGCAAGUCCACCGAUGUGUCUGUGAUAGCAGUCAGCAGCCCUGACCAACCUACGGAUCGAGCAGGCUUCGACAAAAUGUUUGACUACUUCCAUAGUCGCGGUCGUUAUGGCGUCAUUGGAAAGCACCCGCUGUCCGCGGUCAAAGACACCUACAUUGUCCCGAUGGAGAUCGGCACCACGACAAUGCCUGAGUUCAUUGAGCUGCUGGAGAACAUCUCACUGGAGGGACCCAUUACUCAACGCUUGCUCCUUAUCAUUUUCGUCGUCAAGACUGGCGAAUCCAACCCUUCAUCUGUCCAACCGCCAUCUCACCAGGCUAGCCAGGAGCCACCUGUCUCUGCAAGCCCCGCAGUCGCUGCGACCCCCCAGCAACCUCAGUUCAGCGCUGGAGUUGCGCCGACUCCUCCAUCCCACUUCGGUGGAUUCAACCCCAACCCCGCACCAUACGGCCAACAGGCCCCUGUGCAGGCCACCCCUCAACACCAGCCUGCUCUGACUGGUCUCCCUGCUGCGGUGCAAGUCCUCGGCCCACAAGUUGAUGCCCCAGCCAUUCAGCAACUUCUGAAGAUUGCACCUAACGUGGACAUGGCGCAGCUGAGUGUCGUUCGUGACAUUCUUGUCCGUCAACCUGCCGCAGCUGCUCAUUACGAUACUUUGAUGCAGGCCUUAUUUGAGACCCAAGCAAACGGCCACGUGCCCCAGCAUGGUGUGUGA